CAGUCAUUCAGCACAUGCAGCUCACAAACAUGUAUUGUUGCUAAACCUUUUUUUAUUUUUUUUUUUAAAAAAGGUCUUAAAAUGUUAAAAUGCCUCUAUGUUGGCUUAUCAGCGAAGAGGGCAAUCACAAACCCAUCCAACUACCUCAUUUGCAGCCAGUUUUCGUGGGUCGUGGCCCAGAAACGACUAUUAAAGACAAAAAGUGCUCUCGACAGCAAGUUGAACUGAGAGCUGAAUGCAACAAAGGCUAUGUCAAAGUUAAACAGCUGGGAUUAAACCCGACCUCCGUAGACUCGGUGGUGGUGGGUAAAGGCAAUGAGGUGAAAAUAAAGCCGGGACAGCAGCUUCGUGUUGUCAAUCAGCUUUACCCGUACACUGUACUGUUCAAAGAGGAUCCCACUGGGAAUCAAAGUGGCACCAAAAGACCGCGAGAGCAGCUUUCACAUGACAACGAAGACCAGGGAGAGACUCAGAGCAUGAAAGCAGCAAAAGUACCAGAAAAGAGCUGGGUGUCAGCUAGUCCUGAAGAAUGCCCAAAAGCAAGUGAAAAUGUAGGACAUUGGAGCCAAGGCCUGAAGGCGUCUAUGCAAGAUCCAAAUAUGCAGGUAUUCAAGGAUGAUAAAGUCGUCGUUAUCAAAGAUAAAUACCCAAAGGCUCGCCACCACUGGCUGGUCCUUCCUUGGCAGUCGAUUCCCAGUCUGAAGGCUUUACGCGGGGAGCACUGUGACCUGCUGAAACACAUGCAACAGGUCGGCGACCGCAUGAUUCAGCAGUGCCCAGAUUCUGGCUCCACGCGCUUCCGCACUGGUUACCACGCCAUCCCAAGUAUGAGUCACGUUCACCUCCAUGUGAUCAGCCAAGAUUUUGACUCUCCUUGUUUAAAGCACAAAAAACACUGGAACUCCUUUACAACCGACUAUUUUAUGGAGUCUCAUGAUGUCAUUCAGAUGCUUGAAACAAAUGGAAAGGUGGUGGUAAAAGAGGGCACCAGUGACAUGUUGAAACUGCCUCUCCGCUGCCACGUCUGUCACAAAGAGUUGUCCACUAUACCUGCUCUGAAGGAACACCUGAAAUCUCACUUUCCGAGAUAACAACGUGACUUUGAAUUAAAAUAGAUGUUUCAGAUGUUCAUGCGAGCUCUGCAUGUUGAAUAGUUUUGCCACUUUUGUACAUUUUCAAGUUGUGUUAACGAGUUGAAAUUAUUUUGCUGGACCAGAAGCUUUAGUUGCAUUUUCAACUUUCCACUAAUUGUCAUUAAGUAAGAUGAAAGUCUGUAUCAAGAUGUACAUCAUUUAUGUUGAAAAUUUCAGUUUUGAAACAUGUUAUUUCUUCUUCCUAUCUUUUCAAUAGUUAUAGUAACAUAG
This is a messenger RNA of Cololabis saira (Pacific saury), 1364 nucleotides long. It is a transcript of the gene aptx, whose product is annotated as aprataxin. Gene Ontology annotation, molecular function: single-stranded DNA binding; DNA 5'-adenosine monophosphate hydrolase activity; double-stranded RNA binding. The transcript is spliced from 7 exons. The record is from RefSeq and is a predicted model, not a curated record. NCBI's taxonomy places the organism in Eukaryota, Metazoa, Chordata, Actinopteri, Beloniformes, Belonidae. Gene Ontology annotation, cellular component: nucleus. The coding region runs from base 90 to 1091 and encodes 333 amino acids. Gene Ontology annotation, biological process: double-strand break repair; single strand break repair.